AUGCCGGAAGCGCCUGUUCCUGGCGUGUUUCCGGUUGGCGGCUGGGCGGGGGCGAGUCACGUUAUAUCCGGGAGAAAGGGGGCGGCCUGGGGCCUGACCUCUGACCCUUGGGCUCCGUGAUCCCCCGAGGGGUCCCCGCACAGGGUCGGGGGCAGCUCUGAGGAGCAAGUCACUGCCUCCCACCCCAACGCCGGGAACUCGGUCACUUGGGGCGCGAUGGAUCCGCUCAGGGCCCAGCAGCUGGCAGCUGAGCUGGAGGUGGAGAUGAUGGCUGACAUGUACAACAGAAUGACCAACGCCUGUCACCGGAAGUGCGUCCCUCCCCACUACAAGGAGGCAGAGCUCUCCAAGGGGGAGUCUGUGUGCCUGGACCGCUGCGUCUCCAAGUACCUGGACAUCCACGAGCGCAUGGGCAAGAAACUGACAGAGCUUUCCAUUCAGGAUGAGGAGCUGAUGAAGAGGAUGCAGCAGGGGGCAGGGCCAGUGUAGGGGUUUGCUCUUGAACAUGGACAGCAUGCAUGAUUGGCCCAGUGGCCCCAGCAUUGCAUCCUGGACUCAACCCUGUGACCCCCAUCAAUAAAACCUCUGCAGUUGUGUAUAA
Dermochelys coriacea (leatherback sea turtle) is the source of this 601-nucleotide messenger RNA. RefSeq names its product translocase of inner mitochondrial membrane 10 (gene TIMM10). Gene Ontology annotation, biological process: protein insertion into mitochondrial inner membrane. Bases 217 to 489 code for a protein of 90 amino acids. Gene Ontology annotation, cellular component: mitochondrial inner membrane. The record is from RefSeq and is a predicted model, not a curated record. The transcript has 3 exons. Lineage: Eukaryota; Metazoa; Chordata; Testudines; Dermochelyidae.